This is a messenger RNA of Plodia interpunctella (Indianmeal moth), 2217 nucleotides long. Its product is annotated as fatty acyl-CoA reductase 1-like. The record is from RefSeq and is a predicted model, not a curated record. Gene Ontology annotation, cellular component: peroxisome. Lineage: Eukaryota; Metazoa; Arthropoda; Insecta; Lepidoptera; Pyralidae. Gene Ontology annotation, molecular function: alcohol-forming very long-chain fatty acyl-CoA reductase (NADP+) activity. Gene Ontology annotation, biological process: long-chain fatty-acyl-CoA metabolic process. The transcript is spliced from 14 exons. Bases 80 to 1651 code for a protein of 523 amino acids.
UUUGCCCUACAGUUCAAUAAAACAGUGUUUUCGUACGGACGUGUUGUGUUUGUGCAUACAAGAUUUUUUAACGAAUGCGAUGGCUCCGUCAGUGCGAGAGUUUUACAAAGGGAAGAACAUCUUCAUUACGGGAGGGACUGGCUUCCUUGGGAAGGCGCUGAUUGAGAAGCUGCUAAGAAGCUGCCCUGACGUGUCCACCAUAUACCUGCUGCUGCGACAGAAGAAGGGGCUCAGUAGCGACGAGCGACUCAGGGAGCUGUGUAACAAUAAGGUGUUCGACGUGGUUCGAGAACAGAAUCCCGAAGUCUUCAAGAAGCUUCGGCUGAUCUCCGGAGACAUCCUGGAGGACCGGCUCGGACUGUCGGCUGAAGACGAGAGGGAGCUGAGAGAGAGAUGCAACAUCGUCUUCCACAGCGCCGCUUGCGUCAGAUUUGACCAAAAAUUGAAAGACGCAGUACACAUGAACACCACUGGAACGCUGAGGGUGCUGGAGCUCGCGGAAACCAUGGAGCACCUGGAGGUGUUCCUGCACCUGUCGACGGCGUACUGCCGCUGUCACCUGGACGUGCUCGAGGAAAAGUCGUACCCGGCCGUGCACGACCCGCGCCGCGUCAUGGAGCUCGUGGAGUGGAUGGACGACGACACCCAGAACUAUCUGGAGCCCAAGCUGAUAUCAUCAGAGCCGAACACGUACUCGUACACGAAAGCGAUCACAGAGCAGCUGGUGGAGGAGUACCAGGAAAAGUUCCCUAUCGCUAUAGCAAGACCAUCGAUUGUGAUAGCCGCGUGGAAGGAGCCGAUCCCAGGUUGGGUGGACAACAUGAACGGACCGACCGGUUUGCUUAUCGGCAGUGGAAAAGGCGCGGUGCGCAGUAUGCACUGCGAGCCCGCGUUCGCGGCGGACGUGCUGCCGGUGGACGUCACCGUCAACACGUGUCUGCUCGCCGCCUGCGCCACCGCCACCGACAGGCCGAAAGAAGUCGUUUUCUACAACGUGACCCUGUCCGAAGUCAUCAAAAUCACAUGGGGAGAAAUCAUCGAGUUAGGUAAGAAAUGGCUGGCAAUCUACCCGCACACGCUGGCGUUGUGGCACCCCGGGGGCACCAUCAAGUCUUACUACUUCCAACACCAACUGUGUGUGUUGUUCUACCACCUCAUACCGGCGUACCUCGUCGAUGGACUCCUGUUUCUACUCGGAAAGAAGACUUUCUUAGUGAACGCGCAGAAACGAAUCAGUCACGGCCUGAGCGUGCUCCAGUACUACACCACCAAGCAGUGGCACUUCGUCAACACUAACUUCAGAUCUCUAAGAAAUCGUAUAUCCAAGGAAGACGACGAGAUCUUCUUUACGGACGUGAGCCCGUUGGACUGUGAAGAUUUUCUUAAAAAUUACAUCCUCGGCGCGAGGUACUAUGUGUGUAAGGAAGACCCUUCCACUCUGCCACGGGCUAGGAAACUAUAUAGAAUCCGCUUCAUAGUAGACCAGAUCUUCCGCCUCCUCUUCUACUUCCUCAUCUUUUGGCUUCUCUACUCCUACAAAGACUUCUUCGUGACCUCAGUCGAGAAACUCGACUCUGCAUUGAAGAGCCUCACCCCGAUAAACGUCAAAGCAGAUGUGUGCGAAUUGAACGAAUUGAAUGAAGUUUUAUAAUUUUUCCCCCCAUUGGAAGAGAGAAGGGCAUGCCUUCAUAACAAUAUCGAUUCAAGUUUCGAAUAUAUUUUUUUACUUUGAGCAGAACAUAUCUAAAUAUUAACGUUUCGAAGAUUUAUAAUAGAGUAAAAAAUAUUAUGCCCAUUGCCCAUCUCUCCUUGGCUGCGCUGUGCAGUCGCAUAAUUAAUUGAUGAAUUAGAUACUCGCAAGCUACUAUUUAAAAUUAGUAUUUAUUUAGUUGUGUGUUUUAAACUUGAAUAAAGUUUGCCACAAGUGAAAAACUGCCAGAUUUUAUAACAGUAAAAUUUGUACGUUUUUAACAAUAGAUUUGUUAAUGUGAAUGUACUAUUUGCCUUACUGGCUUCAUUUACUUUCUUCAUUAUGUGUAACUUAUUUUUGUCUUGUCAAAUGUUGUCUCAAUAUAAUUUUGUAUUUAAGUGAAGUUCCUUUAAAAUAAAUAAGAACUUAUUGUAAAGAAUGUUAAGUAAAUGUAGGUAUAUACAUUAUGCUUGGAUGUUUAAUAAAAGGAUGUGGUUAUUUUAUACGGAUGAGGUAAUAAAAAGUGA